GAGUGAGAAUAAAAAGCCACGACUGGUUCAUAUAAGCAUUGGCAAUGAAGAAACAUCAUCGAUGAUUAUAAUGUGGUCCACUGUCUCCCAAACCGGAUGUAUUGUUUUCUAUGAUAUAAGCGACAAAUUACAGUUCAGCAUCGAAGGGAAUGUAUCAAAGUUGCUGGAGGACAAUUGGAAUGCACUUUCUUAUAUACACAGAGCAGAACUUACGAAACUUGAAGCAAAUCAGACAUACUUCUACCAAGUGUCUUGUGAUUAUGGACAUGACGUCUUCAAAAGUGACAUCUUUAUGUUCAAGACCCUGUCUAAAGACAAGGAACAAAUGGUAAAACUUUUGGUGUAUGGAGAUAUGGGAUCGAAGUCAGGAAAGUUAACACUUCCGGCUUUACAAGAUGAACUAUCUACGGGGCAAUAUCAGGCGAUAUUCCAUAAUGGAGAUUUUGGUUAUGAUCUUGACUCAAACGGAGGCUCAGUAGGAGAUGAUUUUCUCGAUAUGAUUCAACCAAUCGCAGCACAGUUUCCAUACAUGACGUCACCUGGUAACCAUGAGCUGUCACAUGACUUGCACCACUAUAGAUUAAGAUUCUCAAUGCCCGGGACACCUUGGCCGAUGCCAUUUGAGAAACUUUGGUACAGUUUCGAUAUUGGACCGGUGCAUUUUAUCAGUUUUUCAUCAGAGGUUUACUUCAUUCAUAACCAGGAUUUCACUUGUAAACAAUAUGAUUGGUUGUUAGAAGAUCUGACGAUAGCUAAUCAGAAUAGGAAACAGACUCCAUGGAUUAUUGCACUUGGACAUCGACCUAUGUAUUGCACAAAUAGUAACCUUGACGACUGUACGCCGCACUUUUGGGGACAAUGGGUUAAAAGAGGACUUGAAGAUUUGUUUUAUGCUAUGGGAGUUGACCUUGUGAUAGAAGCUCACGAGCAUUCCUACGAGCGUUUAUGGCCUGUGUAUCACUCUGACGUCAUUCAACAUAGCUAUUUACAUCCACGUGCUCCUGUUCAUAUAAUUUCCGGUGCUGGUGGAAAUUUGGAAGGAGUAGACUUGACGGGAUUUUCAAGUCCCUGGUCUGCAUUCAGAGCUGGCAGAAGGAGUAAAAAUUCUUACGGAAGACUUUCUGUUGUAAAUAAAACACAUUUACAUUUUGAUCAAAUAAGUGCUAUAACCAAAGAUGUUUUGGAUCAAUUUUGGAUCGUGCAAGAACAUCAUGGUCCAUUCUUACAAAAUAUUGAUUGUAAGAAUAGCACCGUUUUCCCGGAAUUCUGUACUUGUCCAUUGCCGAUCCGUUUUGUUACUUUGCUGAUUUUGUUCACGUCGGGAAUUGUCAUUGUCAUAGUUCUAUCCCUUAUGUUCUGUUGUUAUUCAUGUAGAUGUUGUUACUUCUGUCUCAACAACAUUCGCACAUGCGCACAUGUAUCCGGAAACUGGAUGAAUCGCAGACGACAAUACCGACAUCAACCAUUACAGCAUAAUACCGAUAUCGAGGACGAUUUUCUUGUUUAUCAACCGACAGAAAGCAUCGAUUCUUUUGAUAUGUUAGUGCACUGAAAUUAGUGAAAGCUAAAUGUCAGAUGAAGGUCAUAUUAGCACACGUGAUGGCACGUGCUUUGCCUUAAUGGUUGAACAGAACAAUACACGAGGAGAUUGGAAUAUAUCAAUGACUGGAUCGAAAAGUGGAUUUCAGAAGUAGUAUGAUAUAUUAUUACUUAUAACUGGAUGUUGUCUUUUGCACACCUCAAUGUGUGAUCUUUAUGCUCGUAUGUCAUUCCUGAAAAGUGUGGUUUGCCGUAUCGUUGCAGAAAGAGAAAUAUACAUCUUGGUCUGUGGUUGUCACAUUUCUGAAACAUUUUGGUGCAUAGGUGUCUUUAUUAGACAAAAAAUAUAUUAAGAGUGUAUUUUGAUACAACAUAGUUCUAUUCGGGAAACGAGAAUUGUACCCAGUGGCGCAUGUUCUCCAAUAAAUUAAUGUUAUCAAUGUGCUUCUUUGUACGUACAUGUAGUGUUUCGUACAUUAUUUUUUGUAUUCGUAUGUAUUGCAUUGUAAACCAUUUUUUUACAAAUGGGAAAUGUGUAUCCCCUGUAUACCAUUCCCGAACAAAUUAUACAUGUUUCUAGCUGUCAUGAUUAGCAUGU
Molecule: messenger RNA, 2137 nt
Organism: Mytilus californianus (California mussel)
Lineage: Eukaryota; Metazoa; Mollusca; Bivalvia; Mytilida; Mytilidae
Product: acid phosphatase type 7-like
Exons: 8
Coding region: 62-1552 (496 amino acids)
Molecular function (GO): metal ion binding; acid phosphatase activity
Source: RefSeq, a predicted model, not a curated record